Symsagittifera roscoffensis is the source of this 2482-nucleotide messenger RNA. RefSeq names its product aurora kinase C-like. Gene Ontology annotation, molecular function: protein kinase activity; ATP binding. Gene Ontology annotation, cellular component: spindle midzone; spindle pole centrosome; spindle microtubule. Lineage: Eukaryota; Metazoa; Xenacoelomorpha; Acoela; Convolutidae. The coding region runs from base 1309 to 2265 and encodes 318 amino acids. The record is from RefSeq and is a predicted model, not a curated record. Gene Ontology annotation, biological process: protein phosphorylation; regulation of cytokinesis; mitotic spindle organization. The transcript has a single exon.
CAUAACUACAAACGCGUGAAAAAAUGAAUAGUUUCGAAUUAGUCGUUCAAAUUGAACUAUUUUUUCGAUAGGUGUUCUGAUGAAAAUUUUAGUUUGUUCAUUGAGGUCUAAAAUUGCUACGAAUUCAUUGACUGAAAUCUAAAUUUUACUGAAGGGUUAGGCUAGCAGCUAGCUUGCAAUUAUCGUUACCCUUGCGAUAAGCAAGGGUAUUGCAAUCGUGUGCUAGGUUUUUCCCCGCCAAUAACUUUGUUCACAGGACUCCUCUGGAAUCAUAUAUAGUGGUGCCUUGUUUCAUAAUUUUUUCUAAUUUCGUAGCCUUCCAGGCCCACAUAGCCUGGAGGUAACAAAUGCGCUUGGGACUGCAAAGGUCCUGUGUUCGAAGCUGACCAGGACUUGUUUUUUUUCAAACGGGAUAUUUUCUGUUUCAAGUAAAAUUGUCGGCCAAUUAUUUGCUUAUCCUCUGUCAGCUUAGUUGCCAUAUCUUCGUUUUUAGUUGCGGCCAAUUAUUUGUCUGCUUAUCUGUUGUCUGCUUAGUUGCCACAUCUUCGAAUCGUUUUUUUGCUGCGCGAAUUUUUUUUAAUGUUGCUUUUAGUGUGUGAUUUACUCCUACAAUCUCUAAUUUCACUUACUUUGACUUACCGUAUUUCCUUUUUUUGUUUUGUUUCGCUCAAAUUAUUUCGGCCUUUUAUUUAUCGGCUUAUUGACUUAAUUUUUGGUAGUUUCAAGGGAAACACAAUUUUUACGCUCCCCUCCGCACUUUUUCAAUAGGUUGUAUUUGUGUCACUCGGUUUAUUGACAUUUCAGUUAAGGGUUUCGGCUUGUUUUACAAUAGAUUUAGGCUUGUUUUAUAUCGGCUUAGUAUCCUCUUUUUGCGUCGUGCUUUGCGUGAAAAAGUUUUUGAUGUGCCUGUGUUUGUUAUGAGAGGAAGGGUAACGUAAAAAUUUUUCUAAUUAAUUUUGAGUUGAAAAAAAAUUGGCUGGAAGAGUUUCCACUCAGGUAUUUUUGGCUUUGUCGCCGCUUGGUUGAUUUUGUUCCGAUGCUGAUUUUGCAUUAUUUUGUUUGGGCAUAUAUUUUUCCCAAAUAUCUUCAUUCAGUUUGAUAGAUCUAGUUGUAUCGCAAGUGGCGCGAAGCUCAGCUUCGUCUGUGUUCAGUUUGCUAUAGGCAACACUGAAAUCUUAAUCUUUUAAGAUAAGAUUGUAAACCACUCUAAAGUAGUCAAGAUCAGAAAUGGUCAAUAAGUUUCCUUACCAAGUUUUGAACCCUUUUUUCCAGUAAACAAGUUUUUUUUAAAUAUUUUUAAGACCGAUAAUGGACGAUGCUGAAAUUCAAUCAAAUCCUUUGGGUUUGUCUGAAUUCGAAAUGGAUGAUGAAGGUUGGCCUACUGACGAGGAGCUGGAAACUAGCUUUGAAAUUCUCUCAAAAAUGCCAAAAAAGAAAUUGACGACCGAUGAUUUUGAAGUCGGCGCUCCUUUAGGGAGAGGAAAGUUCGGCCAUGUGUACUUAUGCCGUGAGGUGGUUUCAAAAGUGCCGGUAGCCGUGAAAGUUCUAUUCAAAUCCCAGUUGAUGAGGUAUGGAAUGGAAAACCAACUCAGACGCGAAAUUGAGAUCCAAAAAAAGUUGAGCCAUCCAAAUAUUCUUGAAAUGUACACGUUUUUCUUCGAUGAUAAAAGAAUUUAUUUGGUGCUCGAGUUCUGCACGAUUGGAGAGCUUUACAAAGAACUGAACAAAAGAGGACAGUUCAAUGCGAAGGAUACAUGUACUGUUAUUGGGCAAAUAGCAGACGCACUUGAUUACUGUCAUCGAAAUGACGUCAUUCACAGGGACUUAAAACCAGAGAAUAUUCUUCUCGAUGAGCACGAAGAAGGAAAAGGGUAUUAUGCGAAGUUGGCGGAUUUUGGUUGGUCCAUCCACUCCAAAAGUCACAGAUCCACGUUGUGUGGAACCAAAGAUUAUUUACCCCCUGAACUGAUUCACAAGAAAAAAUAUGACCACAAAGUUGACAAUUGGUGUGUUGGCGUUUUGUGCUACGAGCUGAUGUUCGGAGACACUCCGUUUCAUCAAGCGAGUGACUCAGAGACAAUGAGUAACAUCACAAAUGUUCAAUAUACCUUCCCUGCUCACUUCGAGAGUGGCGCGAAACAUUUGAUCGGAAGUCUGUUGAAGUUCAAUCCUAGCGAGAGACUUGAUUUGGAAAAAGUAGUGUGCCAUCCAUGGAUAAAAAGUAAUGCUAGCAACCUCCCGGAUGGAAGUUGGAGGUUAAAGUAAAAACAAGCUAAUAUCAAAACUCCCGGAAUCGCUUAAGCCGGCUAAAACUUUGGAGUGUAUGAACAUUUUAACUUUUUUGUGACUGUUGUGAUUGAUUUUGAAGUUGUUUUGGGGCAUAAUUGGGUUUGUAAUUACAUAUGCUUUGUACAGUUUUGAUUUUAGCAUUUAGUAUUUUAAAAAUUGAGAGUUGUCUGGAAUUUCACAGCUGUUUUGAGAA